Messenger RNA from Solea senegalensis (Senegalese sole), 4184 nucleotides. It is a transcript of the gene lmbr1, whose product is annotated as limb development membrane protein 1. Gene Ontology annotation, molecular function: transmembrane signaling receptor activity. Gene Ontology annotation, biological process: signal transduction. Lineage: Eukaryota; Metazoa; Chordata; Actinopteri; Pleuronectiformes; Soleidae. The transcript has 17 exons. The record is from RefSeq and is a predicted model, not a curated record. Bases 139 to 1617 code for a protein of 492 amino acids.
AUUUCCUCCCAUGCAAACUGCCUUUUAACCAGCCAGGGUUACUUUGCUGUGCAGAGAAGACUCCUCUUGACAGCGACUGUUUGUGUGAGCUAGCAUGUAGCGAGUACUGUAGCUUUACUCGUAUUUGCAAUAUGAAGAAUGGAAGAAGACGAUGUCACUAUCAGAGAGCAGAAUUUCCACAGCCAAGUUCGGGAGUACAUUAUUUGUUUCCUCCUGUUUGCAGUCCUCUACAUUGUGUCCUACUGCAUCAUAACCAGAUACAAGAGAAAAAGUGAUGACCAUGAGGAUGAAGAUGCUGUCGUCAACAGAAUAUCAUUGUACUUGUGCACCUUCACCCUGGCAGUGUCGGGUGGCGCUGUCUUUCUACUGCCCUUCUCAAUCAUCAGUAACGAGAUCCUCCUCUCCUUUCCCAAAAACUAUUACAUUCAGUGGCUCAAUGGUUCCCUCAUACAUGGUCUGUGGAACCUGGUGUCACUGUUCUCCAACCUUUGCCUCUUCAUCCUGAUGCCAUUUGCAUAUUUCUUCUUGGAGUCUGAGGGAUUUGCAGGAUCAAAAAAGGGCAUUAAGGCACGUAUUCUGGAGACAUUUGUGAUGCUCUUCCUGCUGGCCUUGCUCAUCCUGGGCAUUGUGUGGGUGGCAUCGGCACUCAUUGACAAUGAUGCAGCCAGUAUGGAGUCACUCUAUGAUCUUUGGGAAUUCUACCUUCCAUACCUAUACUCCUGUAUAUCACUGAUGGGAGGACUGCUUUUACUAAUGUGCACCCCUGUGGGGUUGUCCAGGAUGUUCUCUAUCAUGGGACAGCUACUGGUCAAGCCAACAAUCCUGGAGGACCUGGAUGAGCAGAUUUACUGCAUCCAUUUGCAGGAGGAAGCCCUUCAGAGAAGAUUAAACGGAUCACUCACGCACACUUACACCAGAGGAAGUGUUGCUCACCAGCUCAACAAAGAAUUAGACAAUAUUAGAAAUCAAAGAAAUAAAUUGGAGAGAAGAAAGAAAGCAUCAGGUUGGGAGAAGAACUUGCUGUAUCCCAUAGUGAUGCUAAUCCUGCUCGCAGGAACGACAAUCUCAGUUCUUAUGGUGGUACUGAACAUCCUCUACCUUUUAGUGGAUGAGACUGCCAUGCCCAAAGGAUCCACAGACCGAGGCAUUGGGAACACCUCUCUGUCCACAUUUGGUGUAGCUCAGGCGGCACUGGAAAUCAUCCUCAUGAUCUACUUGAUGGUGUCUUCUGUUGUCGGCUUCUAUAGCCUGCGUGUCUUUAAGGGACUCACUCCCAGGAAGGAUGACACAACCAUGACAACGAUCAUCGGUUGCUGUGUGUCAAUUCUGGUCCUGAGUUCAGCACUGCCAGUGAUGUCCAGAACUCUCGGAAUCACCAGGUUUGAUCUUCUGGGAGACUUUGGGAGAUUUAACUGGCUGGGAAACUUUUACAUCGUCCUUUCGUACAACCUGCUGUUUGCAGUGGUGACAACUCUGUGUCUGGUGAGGAAAUUCACCUCAGCAGUACGAGAAGAGCUACUGAAGGCUUUGGGUCUGGAUAAAUUGCAACUGUCAAACAGCCCCACGGACCCUGAAUCUGGGAAGCUUUCGGCCAACGGGCAUCAGAAAACUCUGUGAAAGGGAUGACACAUCAACAUACACACAGACACACACACACACACACACACACAUAUAUAAUAUAUAAACACACACACACGCACACACACACCUUAGCAUAGCCAAAGGGAGAUUUUAACAGUACUGCCUGACUGCUGAAAGGUGAAAGGGAUUGGAAGGAACUUAAUAAACCCCAGCAGUGUCUGACGGAUGCUGCAAAUGGAGGCAGAGAGCAAUUUAGCUUCGUGACAUUCCAUCCUCUGCGUCUCAGAUGGAAGCUGGGACAGAGCCAGGGAUGCGACGGAGGGGUGAAAUAGACUGGCAUCACUGCAGUGACCUUGAUGUUGACCUCAACUGCGACUGUGACUUUAAAAACCACCCGUCUCUUGCUUCAGGAGAACCCACCCCCCUACACCCCCCUCCCCACCAUUGCUACUUGGUAUUCCAAACUCAAGCUGCACUAGACAGAAGUAAGAGGCUACAGCAGGUGAAAAAAAUGCACCUUCUGUCUUUUUUUUAUGUCUUAGAGCAAACUAAAAGGCAGUGGGUUGUUGUUGUUUUUCCUUCACAAUGCUGCUGCUCUGUAUUCAGCGUAGUAAUAUCAGUAUGUUCAUGGUUGCAUUUACAGGUUGUGGUCUCUCGACACUGUGUGGACUGAUACAGGCGCAAUAAAAGGUGUCAAUUCUUUCUUUUCCAUUUAAGCUAUAAAAUGUGAAAAAAAAACAACAAACAAGAAAAUGUGCUGAAACGUAAAAGAAGUCUUUAAUCCCCUCUCAGUCCUGUUCACAUGAUAUGCAUCGGCACCGUCGUUACUGACGGGCCUCAGAUUUUAGCACUUGUGCAGUCAUUAGUCUUUUAUUUUAUCGGGCUUUACUCAAGUGCGCUUUAAAUUUAUUGAUGAUGUCAUUAUAGUUUUUAUGAAGUAGGGUAAGAACUUUUUUUAGGUGCUCUAGAUUUGACUUGAGCUACUCUACAAAUGGCAAACUACACUACACGGGAGUUCUCCACUUCAGUGCCGUUGAAUAGAAAGCUUCAGUGCAUUUGGAGUCUGUUGGUUUUGUUUCCUAAAAAUGUGGUUGUUAUUAUAUGCACAUGAUAAGAAAAGGUCACCAUUUCCUCAUCCCUCCCACAAAAAAACAAAAAAAAAGAUCAGAUCUGUCACUUUUGUUAAAUGUCGUAUUUACGUGUACAUAAGGUGUAAUAUUGUACCUCCUUCAGGCUCCAUGGAUGUGAAUAGUGGUCUCUCAGUGAGUCCACCGAGGGUCUGACUCACUAAGCAGUCUGUAUUUUCUUUGACAUAUUUUGUUUUUAAACACCUGAUGCAAACCUGUAACAGUCUUCACAUACGCCGUGAAAAAGGUGCAGAAAGACUUGGUGACUCAGGCCCCACUUACAUGUUGUCGUAUUGCUGCAUAUAAUCUUCUUAACUGUGAUGUUCUUUGUCUCCAGAACCACCUUAAAUGCCUUAUAUGACAAGCAUCUCACAGGCUUAAAAGUUAAGGUUGUUUCCUGUUCUGUGUGUGUCGUCUGUUUAUCUACAUAUGCACACGUGCAUAUGUCUCGACAGACAGUUCCACUGUGACCUGCUGUACACCAUCGAGAAUCUAGUCUAAAGCCAGCUGAUAUGAUGUACGUGAUGUUUGCCAUGAAUGUUGUCAGAGUAGCUCUAAUCUACAUUUUGAGACUCAUUCCUUUCCCAUAAAAACUCGGAGCACUUGCUAGAAUAGGGUCGAGCCAUUAAACGACGUUGUUUUUAUGGUGUUUUACGGGCGUCGCGUGUUCUCAUGGUGAUUUAUAUGAUGUGAUAAUGACAGAAAAAAAGGAAGCAAAGACAUUUUAAUUUAUAUAUAUAUAUAUGCAUUUGAAACUAUAGUUUCUCAGGACAGGGGGAAUGUUUUACAUCAAAGCUGUCUGCCAAUGAUUGUUGCUUUAUCACUAAGACUGGAUUCAAACACAGAUUUACAAUUCUGAAGCCAUCUUCCCACAUGAGCAAAUCAGACCUGACGUUGUUUUGUUAACGGACGAUCUAUUCAUUUAACAGAGUCCAGGUUCUACAAUAUUCUCCACUAUUUCAUGUCCUCAGAUAUUUUUAAUGAUAGGAUGGCACCGAGUAUUGGAAAGAAGGCACAAGUCAUGCGGUGAAGUAAAAGGGAUGAUAAUGUACACUGGUAAGAGGAUUUUAAUGAGAAAUAAAAGAUUUUAUUAUUGGAUCAGAAUGAAGUAUUUACACAUAAAGAGGCUAAAUGUAGAUUUUUCCAUCAUAGUUGUGCUUCCAUCUAAUGAACAGACGAGUAACACUGGACUCUGCAGUACGUGACAGGGAAGCAACUCAAUCAUUCAUACUCCUCGCCAGUAGCUUCUGACCUGAGAGCCGGGUCUCUUUUUUUAUUAAAGCAAGCUUUUCUGUCGUCUUUACAGUACAACUGUGUUCUCUGGAGGUUUUUAACGUCGCGAGAGAUGGUCUGUACUGUAUGUGAUGCAGCUUUUAUUUCCGUCUGUAUGUCAAGUCUCUGCAUGUAAUAUUUGGUAAAAUGUCUUGUGAAUGUAUUUUUUUUUUUUAAUAAAAAUUUCUCAUUUUGUUAAAUUUA